Molecule: messenger RNA, 810 nt
Organism: Miscanthus lutarioriparius
Lineage: Eukaryota; Viridiplantae; Streptophyta; Magnoliopsida; Poales; Poaceae
Source: the annotation of a GenBank genome assembly
AUGUCUGGGAAUGAUGAUAAGCCACAUGCUGCUGCAGACAGAAUAAAGGCAGCCACGUUAUCCGUGGCCAAGGGAUUGAGCAGGGCUCAAGCUGAACGAGCUGCGGCUGCUGCUGCCCGCAAUGUCAAUGCCUACGGGCAGAAGGAAGAGGGACCUAGCCGUUGGCAGGAGAGGAAGGAAGCCAAGAGACAGAUGUAUCUGAUGAGUACAGAGAAGGCUGCGAAGCUGGGCACUGUGAAGCCCAAAGGUUCAGAAACUUCUUCUGUUGGCGCGUAUACCCAAUGCCAGAAAUGUUUCCAGCAUGGUCACUGGACGUAUGAGUGCAAAAAUGAGCGGGUGUACAUAUCACGGCCCUCAAGAACGCAGCAGCUUAAGAAUCCCAAGCUGAAGAAAAGCGCACCAGUUUCUUAUCAAUUCGAGAAUCCUGAUAUUAUAAAGGAGAGGGAACAGGAGCAGAAGCUGAUGAAGGAAAAGCAGAAGAAGGAGAAAGCCGAAAGGAAAAAGGGAAAGAGUAAGAGGAAGCAUCGAUCGCCGAGUGAUUCAGAUAGCAACAGUAGUGGUGCUUCGGUGUUCGACUCCGACUCUGAAUCAUCGGUGACGGGCUCUGAAUACUCUUCUGGAAGCAGUUCAAGUUAUAGUUCCUCAGACUCCGAGGACAAGAAGCGGCAACACAGAAGGAAGCAGAAGAAGAGAAGGCACAGGAGGGACAGCACAUCAUCAGCAUCUUCUGAAUCUGAGUCUGCAUCGGACAGUGAUUCUGAUGACAAGGGCAGCCGGAGGAAGAGUAAAAGAAGGGGUGGUAGGCGCUGA